ACCAGUGAGUGUCAUACACAGGCACCGAGCUGCACUUGCAGAGUUACUAACUAAACCCAUCUCUCUGGGUCACCUCCUGUGUGGUAUUUCCAGCAAAAGGAAAACUCACCUGUCAUGCAACAAGCAUUUAUUGAACACCUACUAUAUGCCAGGGAGGUGGGCGUGGGGGCAAGAGUGCCCAGGAUUGAAGGGUUUGACUUUAAAGCCAAGCCCCCACCCCUGAAUGUCAUGCAAAUUACACACAAAAUAACCCUCAGUCAACCCACACAUGUGCCUCUGCCUGAGUGUGUCCAGUUGGGGUUACAGCCUUAGGGAGAGGGGCUGGGUGUCCUGAACAGGGCCUGGAAUAAAGCAGCCCAGCCCCUCGGAGAAACAGUCCUUGACCCAGGAAGUUCAGAGGAUCGGAUGGCUCACCAAGUGCCCACGUGAUCCCCAGCACAAGCUACCUUAAGAAGCUUGUUCACAGAAAGAAAAAAGUGACCCAGGGGACCAGAGUCAUCUGGAAGCAGUCAGUUUAAUUAAAAGCGUAUUGAUCAUUUGAGCAGGUCUCUGGAGGGCGGAACAAGAAGGAACGGCUCUUGCUAACAGAGACAGGCUUUCAAUUGGCACAAGGAGGCACCUCCUCCCAGGAUGACGACCGCCCCCAAAAGUACACCUGCUCAAGGGAGGGGGAUGUUGGUGGCCGCAGGGUCUCCCUCCUUUCCCUCUCUGAGAAAGGACAAGCCUAUCCCCAGGCCUGGGGCCAUCUUGCGGUGGGUUCCUGUGUUGCCUGCCAGCUCUGUUUGCAAGCCAUCCCUCGGGCUCACCAAGGCCACCAGCGCUGGUGAGAUGAGGCGGUGGGCAAGGCAGGAGGCUUCAAGUGGAACACCUUGUGGUGUCUUCUUUACCCCAAAGAUCAGUAAGGGGCAUCCUUAUUUCAAACCCAUCUUCUCCUCAGGCUAGUCAAAGUCAGUAUCCCCUGUGGCUGGCCCGCCCACUCUGUGCCUUGAGGUGGAGGCCCACAGGGUUGCAAAGGCAGCUUUAUUCCUGGGGGAUGAUGGAUGGGAGGGAGAGAGGCUAGGGUAAAUUUUGCUUCCUUGUCCGUAUGAAGGCUAAAAUGGACAGAGGGAGGAAUGGAAGCUAUAGGCUCAGCGAAUCCACAGACCCUGUCUGUGACCACAUCCAAGGGAGCUCCCACCUGAGGGCCCUCCUGCAAAGGGAGGCACAAGUCUGGUGGAGUGUCCAGGGGGUACAGGGCCGGCUGUCCUCAUGCUACCGGUGAGCUGCGGCUGCUGAGCAAGGCAAGGGCCUGGGAUCAGCCUGCUGCUGGGGGAGGGGGCUUCUCUGGUCACUCUAAACGCUGCCUGGAGGAGGUGGGCUGUUUCGGGUGUUAGAGGUGAGAGUGAAAUGUCUGGAGGGGAGCGAAGUGGAGGAGGCUGCUAACAUCCUUGGCGAAGGUUCAAGGCCUGUCUGGAGGGAGCAGGAGGUGUGCAGUGUACCCUCAGCAGGACAGGUGUGGCCAUUCGUCAUCUCCCUCCCUCCCUGCAUUGGGCCCCUUGAAGACAUGAUUUUAACUUAUCAACACCAUCGCUCACAGAUCAGAGGGGCUGCUCGGUCACCCACCACCACCAAGGGGCUGGGGAUUCUUAAACCUGGAAGGCUGGAAAUUCCUACUAACCUGCAGGUGCCCCGAAGCUCACCCGGCCCUGGGGAAGCAUGGGAGCCAUGGCACUGGACUUAAGGCGCCACAGUUUCAAGCUGCCUGAAGUUACAGGAAGUCAGAGGCCAACCGACACCAGCUGGUCUCUCAGUCCUGCUUCUGGUUGGUGGGCAGGCCCAGCCUCCGCUUAGGGUGUGCAGAUACCGGAGGGGAGGCACCCAUCCACCUGUUGUUCCCCAGACUAGGUCCCCUUCAGGGAACAAGCAGGGCUGGGAGCGGGGCACCCAGGAGAGGGACUCCCUGGGUUUCAGGUGGAGAGCACCUGGGGAGCUUUUGAGAAAUACUGAUGAUUAGGCCCCAUGCCUGGAGAGUCAGACACAGCCGGUCAGGUUGGCACGUACAGUCAGCGUGGGGGACCACUGGCAGCAUCUCGGCUGUUAGCAGCAUUGUUUAUAAAUUGGCAAGUUGAGGACCAAGUUCAGCCUCAGACGUACUGUCCUGGUCCACAUGGUCAUUUCCACAGCUUGAAUUAGUUGCACCUGGUAAGAUCCAGGAGCUUACACUAUAGAAGACCACACACUCUCCUGUAGCUUAUUCUGCAAAAUCAGAAGAUCCUGAAGGCAGACCUGGGUCCCCUUAGGCACUCAGGUCAUCCUCUGUCCAUUUUCCUUUUCAGCCCGUUUGAUUCUCAGAGUAGUCCUGUGAGCUGGACAGGUCGCACUAUUAUCCCCAUUUUAUACAUGAGGAAACUAAGGCUCAGAGUCUCGGAGCCUUGCUCAGGGUCAGUCACCUGGCUGGUUGAGAAUAAAGCUGGCCCCAGUAUGGCACUCACCCAAUCUGGGACCCCAGCUUUGAGCUUUAGAUGACUCAGUUACCUCUCUGGGCCUCAGUUUCCUCAGAUGUAAACCAAGGUGGUUGAACCAGCUGGUUUGCAGGGGCUUUUCCAGCUCUGACAUUUCACAGACCCUCCUGGGAACCCUGCCCAGGUCGACAGAGCUUCUUGCUUCAUGGAUGUCAGCAACAGUUGUCUCUUAUCUGAAAUCUGAGAGGAAUGUCUGUUUCCCGACGAAUCACCCGCCGGGAAUCACCUAGCCUCUCACUGUGCACAGUGGUCUGGGGGCCGCCCUGCUGGCAACACUGGCAUCACAGGGGAGCUUGUGAGAAAUGCAGACUCUGAGGCUCCACCCCCACGUGCUGAAUCAGAAUGUGCAAUUUAGCAAUAUUCCCCAGGUAAUUUGCACAUUAGGGUUUGAGAAACCCUGGUCUAAGGGAAAUAGUAACCGACUGGUUUUUCCCUGGAAUAUUCAGACACCCUGUAAGAAACAGGCCAUCAGAAACCUUCUUUCAGGAACAAAUCAUAAGAGUUUGGUAAAGUCCUUUGCUGGGUAUAUCAGCAUAUCAAAAUCAACAAUUUCCAUAUAGUCCAGCGAACAAUUAGAAAAUAUAAUGAAAAAUAUUUCAUUCACAAAAGCAACAAAAACUGUAAUACGCCUUAGAAUUAAUCUAACUAGAAACAUAUGAAUUAUAUAUGGAGAAAACAAUAACACUUUUCUAAAUGUCACAAAGAAGAUCUGAAUGGAACAAUAUCCCACAUACCUGGAAGGUAAGAUUCAAUACUGUCAUUUCCCAUAAUUCUCCCCCAAAUAAAUUGAUAAGUUCAAUACAAUACCCAUCUGAAUCCUAACAGUUUUUAAAAGUUCUAUGGACAAGAAAAAUGGGGGGGAGGUGUGUGGAGGGACAUGUGCCUACUACAUAUCAAUAUGUGCUGUGGAACUACAGUAAUUUAAACGGCGUAACAUUGCAUGAGAAGAUAAGCAAGUUAGAGUCCAGAGACCCAGAUAUAUACGGGAAUUAACAAUAUGAGAAAAGUAGCAAUUCAAAGCACUAGGAAAUGAUAGCCUAUUGGCAAGGUUGUAGCUCUACAUCAUCGCACACCCAAAAAUUAAAUUCCAAAUAAAUAUCUAAUUGUAUAAAUAAAGCUAAGAAUUCUAGAAAAAACAGAGGAGAAUAUUUCUCCAUUCUUGGGGUGACAUGAAACCCAGUAUCCUGAAAGGAAAGGAUUGACAAAUUUGGCUACAUUAAAAUUUAAAAGUUCUUAUGAUGAAAGGCAUCUUAGAGGUUAAAAAGAUACAGACUAUGAUAGACGAUUUGCAACACAUAGCACUCCUUAUGUAUCAAGAGCGGCAGUGGCAGCUGCCGUGAGGAAGAGUGAAGGGUCCAACUUUCCUCCUGGCCUGAGAGGUUUUGGGCUCAGAGAGUCACAAUGUCAGAGAAAACGCAGCCAGUAGACUUAGGUCUCCUGAAGGAGGACGAGUUCCCUGCGGAAGACAAGGCUGGUUUAGAUGAAGAUGCACAUGUCUGGGAGGAUAAUUAGGAUGAUAACAAUGUACAGGAUGACUUCCAGUUAUGAGCCGAACUAGAGAAACAUGGUUAUAAGAUGGAGACCUCAUGGCAUCCAGAAGAAGUGUUGAAGCAACGUACGCGUGGACUAUUGACUGAAUUCUAGGACAGAGAACCCAGCGUGGGACGUUUUAAAAAAAUGUUUAUUUCAUUACCUGCUUGGAUUUAUUUUUGUUCUUGUAACACAAAAAUAAA
Messenger RNA from Equus caballus (horse), 4234 nucleotides. The record is from RefSeq and is a predicted model, not a curated record. Lineage: Eukaryota; Metazoa; Chordata; Mammalia; Perissodactyla; Equidae.